GCCUGUGUCGAUGUGUGGCGAUGCCACCGGAGCAUCCGGAGCCCAGUGCGUUUCCCCGGCGGUGCGCAACAAUGCGGCGCUGGAGAUAAAACUUCACCAGCGAUGUCAGAGCCCUGAGCUUUCGUUUCGCGCAACUUUAUCCCGAGAAGAUGUCAGAUCAUGUCACCAAAACCGUCCAGAAAUGGCACGCGAGUUUUAAAAAAGGCACGGACUUUGAUUCGUGGGGGCAGCUGGUGGAAGCCAUCGAUGAAUAUCAAAUACUCGCAAGGCAAGUUCAGAAAGAAGUGCAGUCGUCAAACUCGCAUGAUUUCACAGAGGAACAGAAGAAAACCCUGGGAAAGUUUGCGACAUGCCUUGAAAUGCGAAGUGCAGCCUUACAGUGCACACAAUCUCAAGAGGAGUUCAAGUUAGAAGACCUGAAAAAACUGGAGCCCAUUAUUAAGAGCAUUCUGACUUACAACAAAGAUUUCCCUUUUGAUGUCCAACCAGUGCCUUUGAGGAAGAUUCUUGCACCAGGUGAGGAGGAGAACCUCGAGGAGGAGCUGGACGCUGGGACUGGAGCAGGUUCAACACCAUCCUUCCCUUCAAGGGUUCCAGGUACGCUGUUGCCACGGUUACCCUCGGAGCCAGGAUUGACUUUGCUCACGCUGACGAUAGAGAAGAUCGGUCUGAAAGACGCAGGACAGUGCAUUGACCCAUACAUUACAGUCAGUGUUAAAGAUCUGAAUGGUAUAGACUUGAACCCGGUUCAGGACACGCCAGUGGCCACGCGCAAGGAGGACACGUAUAUUAAUUUUAGCGUGGAUGUAGAAAUCCAGAAACAUCUAGAAAAACUACCAAAAGGUGCAGCAAUUUUCUUCGAAUUCAAACACUACAAACCCAAGAAAAGACUCACAAGCACUAAGUGUUUUGCUUUCAUGGAAAUGGAUGAAAUCAAACCAGGUCCCAUUGUUAUAGAACUGUAAGUAUCGGGCGAGUUUUUCA
Messenger RNA from Sinocyclocheilus rhinocerous, 984 nucleotides. Its product is annotated as axin interactor, dorsalization-associated protein-like. NCBI's taxonomy places the organism in Eukaryota, Metazoa, Chordata, Actinopteri, Cypriniformes, Cyprinidae. Gene Ontology annotation, molecular function: phosphatidylinositol binding. The record is from RefSeq and is a predicted model, not a curated record. Gene Ontology annotation, cellular component: membrane. The coding region runs from base 150 to 965 and encodes 271 amino acids. Gene Ontology annotation, biological process: determination of ventral identity. The transcript has 9 exons.